Molecule: messenger RNA, 1147 nt
Organism: Physcomitrium patens
Lineage: Eukaryota; Viridiplantae; Streptophyta; Bryopsida; Funariales; Funariaceae
Biological process (GO): regulation of abscisic acid biosynthetic process; response to heat
Source: RefSeq, a predicted model, not a curated record
CAGAUCUCCACCCCAGUUGUGGAGUACCCAGGUGUUGCGGUGUCCAUGUUUUAAGCAUCAUCAGCUCUCCUUCGCACUUGUCUUCCUUGGGAUUCAUAAACUGCUGACUUGUACCUCGCCGCCAUUGUUCUUACUUCGACGUCUGGGCCAGAUUACUGCAACUAAUCAAGAUGAACUUCUUCAAGAAGGCUCAGGAGUUUGCCGAUACGGGUAUCGACCAUACGGCACCACCAGCUACUGCAGGAACCAAGGAUGCAGGAUUCGGAGGCUUAAUGAGCACCGCAUCAGACAUGUUCAAGGCUCAAAACGCGCCGACUGAGAAUGCAGCGCCAGCAACUUCGCCUGGUGGCCGAGCCGUCCCAACUAACGAGGAGUUAAUGGAAAGCAGCCAGGUACUUCUCGGUGCUGCCCAGGGCCAAAAAAUUGAGAACACCAAGCUUGCAGGAGCUGCCGGAGAUAUUCUGAGUGGGUUAGCAGCGUAUGGGAAGCUGGAUGAAGGGCAGUACUCUACAUACAUCAAGCAAGCUGAAGAUUACCUCCAGAAGUACUCCGGAGAGGACGCACCAGCCUCUGUUGCAAAGGAAGCAGCAGUUACUUCUGAUGCAGUUCCUGCUGCCGAAAAGGAGGCAUCUGAGGUUCCGGUAUCAGAGAAGGAAGUAUCUGAGGUUCCAGCGGCAGUGAAGGAAGUAUCUGAGGCUGCACCUACCGAAAGUGCUGUAGCACCUGCAGCUGACACUCCCGAUCGUGUGGCUACUUCCGAUGAGAAGGCCUAAACUAUAGCACCAAAAGCUUACCCUGUUUCCCCUGACCUUGAGCACUGCUGCACAUGUUUCGAAGCUUCCGAAACCCAAACUCUGCGUGGUUUGGAUUUACAGUAAAUCCUCCUCGGGCAGCUGUUUGUGUCUGCACAUUGGAAAGCAGAAGUGAAAAGUUACAAGAUUCCAGCGUGGAAUGCGGAGAAGUUGCAUGUAAAUUAAUUGUAACUCAGAUGUAAGAUUUGCCUACAAUUUAGGUUGCUAUUUGUAACAGGCAGGAUAUGAGAGUUUAGAAUAAAGCGUGUCUACAUCUUGCUUAAAAACCGUGUGCAGGGGUUGCUUGUACUUGUUACUCUUUUAUUGCAUGACUUCUAUUCCUUAUGAGGGCAGCA